Molecule: messenger RNA, 5907 nt
Organism: Monosiga brevicollis MX1
Lineage: Eukaryota; Choanoflagellata; Craspedida; Salpingoecidae
Exons: 19
Coding region: 1-5907 (1968 amino acids)
Biological process (GO): cell surface receptor protein tyrosine kinase signaling pathway; positive regulation of kinase activity; protein phosphorylation
Cellular component (GO): signaling receptor complex
Molecular function (GO): protein binding; transmembrane receptor protein tyrosine kinase activity; ATP binding
Source: RefSeq, a predicted model, not a curated record
AUGGCCCAGCUGGCCUGGGCUGUUGCCUUGGUUGCACUCAGCAUCAGCUGGACAGGUGCAGGCGCCGACUGCCCACAGCUCGUGCCUCGCUUUCCCUCGGCCAACUGCCCAAGUUUCAGUGAGGGGGCACUUUGCCCUUUGUUUUGUAGCAGAACCAACCCUCACAGCACUCGUAAUGGCACCGCCCUUUGCCACGAGGGCAAGUGGUAUUCGUCCCUUGACUGUGGCAUCUGUGAUUUUUGCCCCGACUACUGUCCAGACCCCGGAGUUGUUGAACUCAGCGAAAAGCACCGCAACCUCAUUCCCCUCGGUAACCCUUGCCGGGAUCUCAAUUCUCUCCCCGAGGGCUUGCCGCUCCACGUUCAAGACAUUACGAUCAACAACCUCAACCUCCGCCUCGAGCAAGGCAUCGCCAUGAACCUGACUGAGCUCACGCAAUUUUCCCUCUCCUCCUUCACCACCUCCGGCCGGGCUUACACCCUGGCCGAUGACUUUUUUGCCGGCGACGACAAGCUCAUCGAUAUCGCAAUCAACAGCGUCCUCUUGGGUCGUCUGCCCUAUUUUGACGUUCCCAGUCUUGAGGUCAUGCAGCUGGCCGAACUUACUCUGGUCAACCUCAAUGGCUUUGGCACCUUCAACGUCACCCUGGCCAACUCCCGGUGGCCCAAGCUGAAAACCCUUACCAUCUCUGACCUCGGCUUUCAAGGCAGAAUUAUCGGCCACAUGGAGCAGGCUUGGCCCCAACUCGAGGUCAUGCAAGUCAGCGCGUUGGCUUUGUCGGAGAUGCAGGCCUUCAACUGGUCCCGCCUCCCCAACCUAAAAGAGCUGAGCAUGUACUUCCUCAACGGCCCUUUUUUGCUCGAUUCGGAGUUCUUGCCUCAAUCUGCCGAUCUACUGAGCUUAAAUCUGGCCUUUUACAACACCUCUUCCAUGUGGUUUGUGUCCAUGCGAGCCCUCUAUCCCAUCUUGGAUUUUCACAGCCUUGGCUUUCGCGGCAAAGAAGCCACCAUGGGCGCCAUUGUCCUCAGCGACCGUGUCAACUGCAUCUCAAAUGCCCACGGCUACAGCUACGACAUUGUUUGCAACUGCUCCGGAAAUGAGUGGUUGGAUGCAAAUAACGAAUCCAUUUCCGACUACAAGCUUGCCUCACACUGCCCACAGGCCAAUGCCAUGGCUUGCGAGCCAGAGUGGGACGACAUCAUUCCCUGCAUGAGCCCGGAGGAGCGUGCCGCGUGGGGAGGCGAGUUCAUCUUUCCAACCCAAGUCUGUGAUGGCGUCCCCGAUUGCACCAACGGCCGCGACGAAGGUGGUUGCCAAGCUUUGACUGAUAUUUAUUCGGAUAUUCCGCCCAACUUGGGUAACACCUACAUCCCAUGCACUCGCAAUCUUACCGUCACCUUUUCAAAGGGCACGGCCUACGCUUCCUCACCCCUCCCCGACUGCUACACCGGCCGUGGCAUCGUGUUGGACUGGCGGCGUUUUGAGUUUAGCCUGGGCUACCUGUCAUAUCGCGGAUACUACGUCCCCAGCAUUCAAGCCUUUCAAGGCCAAGGCAUUUUGCGCCGCAAUGGUCGAGGUGAUGUGGUCAACGGCAUGAGCUUUCAGCACGUGCUGGGUGUCGUCGAGGGUGGCCUUCUCGACGCGCGUAGCCUCACCCGCCCUCAAACCUCUCCCGACAUCUGGCAAACACCCACGUUUGACUAUUAUUUUGACACCUCUGUGUGUAAUUUAUCCAGCACCCUUGCUCGGGACGUGGCCUCUACCACCACGGGCCUGCCUGAGCUAACAGAGCGUCCGCCAGCUGUCUUGAGCAGCCGCAAGUCCGACCCUACUGUUCUGGCCGCCGCGGUGGCCGGAGGUGCCGGGUGCCUGGCCCUGGUUGCUUUUGUGAUAGUUUUGAUGCGUCGGCGAUCUGGCCAACGCCAUGCCGUCUUAGCCCUGCAUUCGUCGUAUCGAACCGCCAUGGACCGGGCCAUUGCCAUAUUUUGCGAGGCUCAUCCUGCGCUCAACUUUGUGGCUUUGCAUGAACUCUCGUGGCAUCAGAUGGAGGUGAUUGAGGUCGUCGGCUCCGGUAAUUUUGGCCGAGUGCUCAAGGCCAAGCUUUUUGAGGACGAGAGCCGCAAGCUGACCUCUUUGGUGGCCGUCAAGGAACCUGUGGACUUGAUGCUCAACGAGGUGGACGCACUCUCGGACUUUUUAAAAGAGGCCAUGGUAUUGCAGGCGAUUGCUAGCCAUCCCAACGUUGUUGGACUCCACGGCGUGUGCCUGCCCAACUCGACUGUGAACCGACACUGCGCUUUGGUCUGCGAGUAUUGCGAGUUUGGGGAGCUCAAGGCUCUAUUGGUGCAGCAGCACAGUGCACUUCAGUCCGUAGCGGUUCAACGCCGGGUGGCACUCCAGAUGUGCUCUGCCAUGGCAUUUUUGGCGUCCAAAGGCAUCAUACAUCGCGACUUGGCUGCCCGUAACGUGCUUGUUGCACGCCUGCAGCCUAUUUCGAUUCGUCUCGCCGACUUUGGCUUGUCUCGUUUGGUAUCCAAGGACGAUUACUAUCGCAGUCGCGGCAAGGACGGUCUGCCCUUCAGAUGGAUGGCCCCAGAGGCAAUUCGAGAGCUCCGGUUUUCCCAGGCAUCUGAUGUGUGGUCAUUGGGCGUGGUGGUGUGGGAAGUGCUGCAUCAUGGACAAACGCCCUAUGGUAGCUUGGAUGGACAUCACAUUGUUCAGCUGCUGCUCCAAGGGAGCACGCUGAGUAUGGAGCCUGGCGUGGAUCCCUUGUUGUCCGAGUUUUGCUUCUGGUGCUGGCAGCGCGCGGCCAGCGCGCGGCCUUCCUUUGCUGACCUCAAAGACCAGCUCGAGGCAGGCUACAUCCCACCGGCGCCCCGACCACUUGCCAGCAAGCCGACCCUGACUCUGGCGAGUGAAACGGUGCUUCCCUUGGGGCACACUGUUAACCCCCAGCGCCAUGACAGCCUCUCCUCGUCGUCGUCGGUGAACACUGCUUUGACUGCCCUGCCUUCUUCUGGAAACUUUCGCCCUCAGGUGCUUACAGCUGUCUCGACUGUGACGACCAGCGUCAUGAUGCAGACCCUGCGUGACCGCUUGUCACGAACCCGCCGCUCAGACCAGCGCAAGUCGGUGGGUUCCGUCAGCAUCACAAGCUUUUCGGCGUCGGAGCUCCAGCUCUUUGAAGCCUUGCAAGUGGAUCUAGCCGAUUGGAUCAACCAGACGGGCGUCAUCUUGAUUCGCUUGGCCCGCAUAGUGGACACGGAGCAGACCAGAUUCUGCCAGGAACAGGGUCGACCCUGGAAAGCCUCACGACUGAAAUGCAACUCCAAGGCAACCAAGGACAGCUUUUUUGCCCGAGAUAACGUCCUCGGCUUUUUGGCGUAUGCCAGCAAGUUUAUGGACAAGCAGCAGCUCUUCGACUGUGAAGAUCUUCUGGGACGGCAGAACAAGGAAGCCGUCUUCAACUGCAUCCACAUGUUGUUGCGCAACCAGCAGGGCAUGUUGCCGACCCGACUCCUGGAGGUGGAGGCAGCCGCCAAUGGUUUGAGUGACACGCCCCUGACGGAGCUUGUGGCCGAUGAAACCAUCAUGCUCGCCGCGCUGCGCAGCGCCCUGGCCAACGCCCAGGGAGAUCCUCAAGCCCUCCGCAUCGAGCGCCCAGGAUACUACGUGCUGCGGGACGGGGACAAAGCGGUCUGCUGCCACUUGGUGGAUGGCGUCGUCCUAGUCAAAACUGACAAACACCAAUGGAAAUCAGUUCUGCAGUAUCUUGAAACUCCAGCUCAACACCGUCCCCACUUGAUGUCACAAAAGCGAACCUCGCUGCCGGCCAACCCAUCGCCCCCAACCACGCCUGGUCGAGCGCCUCGCAAGUCCACCCAUACUGUGGCAAAUUUCAUUCAUGCUUUCAAUGACCUGGCCAAACAAUCCUCGCAAGAUCAGUUGCUGUCACGUGCUGGAUCCCGCGAGCACCUCAACCCUUCCCCCCGCAUCGUGGGACCUCCCGUGCCACCCAAGCCUCAAUCACCAGCCCCUCCUUCCACGUGCGCGCCCGUGCCUCCACCGCGUGUGCGCAGUGACAGCAAGCCACGUCCACGCCCCCAGAGCAGCGAUGAGGAGGAGGAAGGAGACGAGGAUGACAUUCUUGACUUUGACCCCCUGGCUGAGUUUGAUGGCCCACACGACGACUCUGAUGUUGAGUAUGGCCACUCGUCAGAUCAUGAACGAGCAUCGCCGGUCAUCCUCGCGCCCGUGGCCCAACAAGUGCCGAUUGAAAUGCCGACCAUUGAUCCGGCGGGUGCCUUGGCUGCAGCACGCCACGUUCCCAAUCUUCGACCCGAGGAAAUCGAGGCCCUGCAUGACGUCGACACGGUACCACUCCCAGGCUCGCGCACAGGCUCGCAGCGCCUCGCAAGCAAGUCGCAACCAGCACAAGAAGAAGAGGAGGUGGCGGUAAAACCCGUGACCGCAUCCGGCCCGACAGAACAACACCUUGAGGUCAUGCUCCAUCACGCUGAGCCACCCAAGCCGACAGAAGGGGAAGCACCGAACUUUGCUUCCCCUGCGUGGAGCCGGCGGACAUCAGACUGUGGCCUGUCCGAUGGCGCCGAUAGCGUGCCCGAGUCUCGCCGCAAGCUGUCGACUGGCUCCAUCGCCGAGCUGGGCAAGUCCUUGCCCGUACCCAAGAAGCUGCGGCAGGAAGCCAUUCUUGAGGAGCAACACUCGGCAGCAACGACCACUCCACCAAUCAAGGCCCGCAUCCGCGCCCCAGCACCCGUGCCUCAGACUACUCCCACACCGAACCCUGCUGUGGCGCCUCACCCAGUCGAAAAUAACCUUGCCUCUACUGCCGCCGCUUUGGCUCCCUUGGAGUCUGACCCCAGCAAAGCCAUCCAAGACUAUUAUGGCCCAGACGCCACGCUUGAGGCGCCUAGCAAGCCGGCCAAGCCCCUCAAGCCGCGCCUUGUGGGCCGCAACAGUCCGGCCUCUCCGCGCCUGACGACCGCGCCCGUGGAGCGAACCGAACCCGUGAGCAUGAUGCAUUCCACCGAGUCUUCCAUGCCAGUUAUCAACAGACCCACACCUUGUCCACAGCCUGAACUCCAAACAGCGGCGCCCGCCGUCCACACCGAGGCUCUCCCUUCGAACGAGGCCCCAUGCACCCGCACAGCACCGACACAGCUAAAAUCCUCACAGGAAGUAAAUGGCGCUGCCGAGUCCGUGGCCCCUACCCAGGCCCUUGAGGUGCCCAACGAGGUUGCACCCACGGCCGAGGAGUUGGUUACACAACUGACCCAAGAACGUGCUGCUCACGCUGACCAGCUGCGGGCUCUUCAGGAUCAGCUCGCCCAGCUUCAAAACACACGAGCAAGGGAGGCCGAAGAGGCUCGGGCACAGCGAGAGGCACAGCAGCGUCGCGAAGAUGAGCUGGUCGACGUCAAAGAACGUAAUCGUGCCACCAUCGAUUCCCUGGAGCAUGAGCGGCAACGCCUGCUGACCCAGCUGCGCACGACCGAACAGAGCCUGGAACAACUGCAGGGCGAGCGUUCGAUCGAGUUUAAGACGCUUUCAAAGAACCACGAAGAAACCAUGGCCACUGCGUUGGUUCGCGAGCAACAGCUCAAGGCCCAGCUUGCUGAGGCGCUGGCAAGUGUCGCGGCAGCCCAGGCUCAUGCUGAGCAGUGCGAGAUGGCUCUGGCCCUGGCAGAGCAACGCGUGAGCCAGGGCAUGGCAGCACCAUCGGACGGAACCACACGCCUCAUGGUCCCAGGUUUUGGCCUGGUCCAGGUGGCUCUGCAAGUUGUGGCCCCUCUGGCCCCGGCAGCUACAUCUUCCACCCAAGGAGUUGUGACGCCGGUGGGCUCUCGAGGGGAAGACGACGAUAAUGGUGAAGUCGAUUGUUGA